Messenger RNA from Zasmidium cellare ATCC 36951, 792 nucleotides. RefSeq lists its product as uncharacterized. The transcript has a single exon. Lineage: Eukaryota; Fungi; Ascomycota; Dothideomycetes; Mycosphaerellales; Mycosphaerellaceae. The record is from RefSeq and is a predicted model, not a curated record. The coding region runs from base 1 to 792 and encodes 263 amino acids.
AUGGCAAGCACGAUUGACCCUGACAUCAUUGGGACCACUUAUUAUCCAGACAAUGCGUCCAAGUCGAAGUCCUAUCACAAACGCUGGCGACCCGACGGAAGAGAUGCGGUUGAGAGUGACGAUCGGGGUCGUGACUAUAGCCCGCGUGCGAGAAAAUCAAACGACUCAUUGGUCUCUGCCCGGCGUGACAGAUCACGAUCUCGACCACGACAAAGUCGUCGUUCAUCCUCAAACUGGCGCCCCCACCGGGAAGACCGUUCACGGCCUUCUUCGUUACGCCGCAGAUCGUUGUCUCCCCGUGACAACGACUACAAAGGCAAACCCGAGAAACCAUGGUUCAAAAAGAAAACUUUCUGGACGACCAUCGCCAGCAUUGCCAGCGUCGCCAGUGUAGCGGCCGUCAGCUUGUCCACCCAGGCGACCAGGGAGUCAGCACAAGCCACGAAGAGAUCCGCCAAGGCCACGACGUAUGCAGCAGAAGCAUCGCACCGUAGCGCUGAUGCAUCGAAUCGCAUUGCCGCUGGGAACGACCUGUCGACUAGAGCCGUAGUCAACACGGCUGUUGCCAACGGCCACCAAGAUCACCAGGGUCGAUACCUCGGACCGAUAUCUUCAGAGGGUGGCAGGAUCCCACGAGCACGAAGGCUCUCUUGGGAGCGCAUUGCAAAUGGACCGGAACGGCGUCGUUCCAGAGAUCGCACCAGCCACCGUAGACGAUCCUCUCAAGCCCACUACAACCACACACCUCAUGGACCCGGUUUGCUCGAGUGUGCGCCUUUGGGGAGAGUUUAG